Messenger RNA from Phanerochaete carnosa HHB-10118-sp, 496 nucleotides. RefSeq lists its product as uncharacterized. The record is from RefSeq and is a predicted model, not a curated record. NCBI's taxonomy places the organism in Eukaryota, Fungi, Basidiomycota, Agaricomycetes, Polyporales, Phanerochaetaceae. Bases 67 to 435 code for a protein of 122 amino acids. The transcript has 3 exons.
GGCAUUGCUGGAGGGGCCAUUGCAGGUGCUAUCAUCGCUGCCAUCGCUGGCAUACUCUUGUUCUGCAUGAUCUACAUGAUGGUCGUCCGCGCGCGGCGCAGGCAGCCGCUCCUGCCAGGCCCUAACGGAGGAUUCAUCAGAGUCAACCGUCCACCCGAGACGGCGACAGUGCCUGGCGUCGGUUAUAACUACAACAAUACCUCUGCUUACAAUAAUGAAGGGCCGUAUCAGCCUCCCGCGGGUGACCCUCCCGAGCAGCAAGCGCCACCGCCGUACCCAGGCAAGGAGACGUAUCCUGGCCAGCAGAGCGCAGCAGCAGCUCCUAACGCUCCACAACCUGGUGGCUUCGCCUCUCCCCCAGGACCUCCGCCCGCUGCGCAUGUUAACAACGCCAGCCCGAGAAAUAAUCGCUUCGGAUGGUUCAAAGCGAACUAGUAAUGAUGCCGGACAUUAUGGCUUAACGUUCACAUGCCACCCCCUAAUGUAUAUACACGAU